Glycine soja is the source of this 1452-nucleotide messenger RNA. Its product is annotated as anthocyanin 5-aromatic acyltransferase-like. The record is from RefSeq and is a predicted model, not a curated record. Bases 1 to 1437 code for a protein of 478 amino acids. The transcript has a single exon. Lineage: Eukaryota; Viridiplantae; Streptophyta; Magnoliopsida; Fabales; Fabaceae.
AUGUCCAUAACACCUUUCACAGUGAAGGUUCUUGAGCAGUGCAAAAUUACUCUCCCUCCCAACGAAACUACAACUACCUCUUUCCUCCCCCUAACCUUCUUUGACAUUCCUUGGCUUUUCUUCUCUCCAAGCCAACCUUUAUUUUUCUAUGAAUUCCCUCAUCCAACCUCUCAUUUCACAGCUACAAUAGUCCCAAAACUAAAGCAAUCUCUCUCACACACACUUCAACACUACUACCAUUUUGUUGGUACAUUUUUUCCCUCUUCUGAUCUCACAAAACCCCCUCUCAUUUGCAUUGAUGACAUGUCAGUCGCGUUGACAAUAGCUGAGUCAAAUGGAGACUUUUUUCACUUAUGUAGCAAUUACCCUCGUGAUCUCAAAGAUUUCCACUUACUUGUGCCCAAAUUGGCAUCAAGCUUUUCACUUGAAGGCAAAGAAGAGUUAAUUCUUGUGCUAGCUAUUCAAAUAACACUAUUCCCAAAUGUUGGUCUUUGCAUUGGCCAUGCUUUUCACCAUGUUGUUGCUGAUGGGAGGACCUUUCACAAUUUCUUCAACACAUGGGCCUCAUAUUGCUGCAGCUUUGGAUCAGCUUCUUCAGCUUUUCCACUAAAGUCACUGCCAUUGUAUGAUCGAAGUGUGAUUAUUGAUGUAAAAGGCCUUGAAGAGGUUUUCUUGAAAGAAUGGAGAAAAAGAAGACUAGUCCACGACAUUGCCAUUGGUAGAGAACCUAACUUAGAAGAUGUCUCAGGUAUGGUUAGAGCCACUUUCUUAAUGAGUGCCACUGAAAUGGAGAAGAUUAAGUGCUUCAUUAUUAAUUUUUGCAAAGAAAAGAAUCAGACUCAGCCAGUUCAUUUAUCUCCUUAUGUGUUGACUUGUGCAUUUGUAUGGGUUUGUUUGCUCAAAAACCAACAAUGCUUGAAUGAGAGAGUGAAGCACGAAGACCUCACAUACUUUGGAUUCAUUGCUGGUGGCAUAACUAGAUUGGACUAUCUAGGGCCAAAGACAUAUUCAGGUAAUUGUGUUGGCUUUGGUAGGGCAUCAGUGAAAAUAAAAGAGUUACUUGGACAAGAUGGGAUUGUUGUUGCGGCUAGAGCAAUUGGAAGCACCAUUAAGAAGCUUGAUUCAUCACUUUUUGAUGGGGCUGAGAAAUGGAUUUUGGACUGGGAGGUAUUUCAUGGGUCAGAGCAACAUCUGCAUGCUAAGUGGUCUCCAAAACUGAAGCUUUAUGAAUUGGAUUUUGGGUGGGGGAGGCCCAAGAAAAUAGAAGAGAUGUCAAUUGGUUAUACAAGAGCUGUUUCACUUAUUCAGAGUAGAGAUGUUGAGUGUGGAAUUGAGAUAGGCUUGGCUUUACCUAAGAGUAAGAUGGACACUUUCUUCAUUUUGUUCACUAAAGGACUUAGUGUUCUUCCAUGUGAUCCUUUGAUAAAUUUUUCAUGAAUUUUGUUUUUUGAU